AUGAUAGACGUGGUGAGAAUAUUCAGCAAGGGGGGCCUCAUCCUGUGGUCCUACGCCUUCUACGAAAUAGACGACGCGACCAUACGAACCAUCGUCAAGCAAGUACUCAUAGAGGAGAAGUACGAAGACUUCUGCAAAAAGUACAAUAAAUUUCAUGCCAAAUGGAAGCUACUAAACGAUGUGGAUGUUGUUAUCCUCAUUGUUUACCAAGGGAUACAAAAUUCUUCGUAUGUAGAAAAUUUAUUUUUAAAAAUUAAAAAAUCUUUUGUAAAGCUCUUGCCCAAAAAUAUGGACUACUUUGACUUGGAUCUCCCCGUCAACUUCGACAAGCAGUUUUUGAAAAUCGUUGAAGACGUAGAGGCUAUUUCAUCCUCCACCGGGGCGGGCGCUGACAGGCGGGCAAGUAUAGACGGAAGGAGAAGCAGCACAGGGGGACGAAGAACCAUCGCAGAUAAGAAAAGCAGCUGCGAUAAAGGGAAGGGUGAUCUGACGGAUGAAAGUGAAGAUACGGGAGCGAGUGAACGCACAGAUGCGGAUAGCUAUUCAGACAAGAGCGAAGGACAUUAUGAUGAAACGAAGGGAAAGAAUAAACAUGGCGCACACAAAAUGGAGGUAGACAAAUACAAAAAGGAGAGCAGCGAUGAGGAUAACAAAAUGAUGGAGGACGAUGAAUCGAAUGUAAAGAAAAAAAAUAAAACGAAGAAAAAAAGUGCUAGGGAAUGGGAACUCAGCAAAAAAAUAACCAAAAAGGAUAUUGAAAAAUUAGAUUAUUCAAAACAUGAAAAGAAUUCCACCGAUGUACAUGAAAUGAAUAAGUACGAAGGAGAAUUUGAAGACUCAAGUGACGGAAAUGUGGAUACCAAUAAUAAUCUCCUGAACAAAAUAAAUGAUUCCAUUUUGAAAGUAUUUUCCUACAACAGUAAAAUAGAAGAAAGUGAUAUAGAGUCCAUCCUACAAGGAAUUAAAAAUAAGCUACUCUCCAAAAAUGUCGCAGCAGGAAUAUGUGACACGUUAAUUGACAAGAUGAAGGGAAACCUCAUUGGAAAGAAAAAAACCUUGUUCGCUAUGAAUGUUAAGAAAACUGUUUCUACUGUUCUGACGGACACCAUCCAAUCUAUACUCAUACCAAAAGAAUCAGUAGAUGUACUCCGAGCAGCCUUGGAAGCAAAGUCGAUUGGGAAAUUAUACUCAAUUGUUUUCUUAGGUGUUAAUGGAGUAGGAAAAUCAACAAAUCUUGCAAAAGUUUGCUACUACCUUAAGACAAAAGGAAAUUUAAAAAUAAUGAUCGCUGCUUGUGAUACUUUUAGAGCUGGUGCAGUGGAACAACUUAGAACCCAUGCAAAUUGCUUAGAUGUAUACCUUUAUGAAAAGGGAUAUGGAAAAGACGCAGCAGCUAUUGCGAAAGAAGCCAUUGCUUAUGCAAAGAAAGAAAAUUUCAAUGUCAUAUUAAUUGAUACUGCGGGCAGAAUGCAAGAUAAUGAACCCCUCAUGAGAUCCUUAGGAAAACUUAUCCUGAUCAACAACCCUGAUUUUAUUUUAUUUGUUGGAGAAGCAUUAGUUGGUAAUGAUGCGAUUGAUCAACUCAAAAAAUUCAACCAAGCAUUAACAGAUGCUACCUGCAAUGCUAACAAAAGGACCAUCGAUGGAAUCCUUCUCACCAAAUUUGACACCGUUGAUGACAAGGUAGGCACAGCCCUGUCCAUGGUAUACCUCACGGGAAAGCCAAUCGUCUUCGUUGGCGUCGGUCAGAAAUAUACACACUUGAAAAAGUUCAACGUCAGUAUGGUCGUCAAGGCGUUGAGCUAG
This is a messenger RNA of Plasmodium fragile, 1806 nucleotides long. RefSeq lists its product as uncharacterized. NCBI's taxonomy places the organism in Eukaryota, Apicomplexa, Aconoidasida, Haemosporida, Plasmodiidae. The record is from RefSeq and is a predicted model, not a curated record. Gene Ontology annotation, molecular function: ATP hydrolysis activity; signal recognition particle binding; GTPase activity. Bases 1 to 1806 code for a protein of 601 amino acids. Gene Ontology annotation, biological process: SRP-dependent cotranslational protein targeting to membrane. Gene Ontology annotation, cellular component: signal recognition particle receptor complex; endoplasmic reticulum membrane. The transcript has a single exon.